CUCCCCCUCUGUAUUUAUUCUGUUACCUUGGUAGCCAUUUUACGGAAGUGAGCAGAGGUAAUCGGACACCUGCGGUGCCGGGCUCUGCAUGUCCCCUCCCAGGAAGGGAGGAACCUGAAGGGAGGCGUCCCCAGACUGGAUAGACCAGUGAGACACAUUUUUUUCCAACCUGAGGUGGGGUUUUUUUCUCACACAACAGCACACAGGGCUUCCCUGUGAACUGAAAGACGGAGACAAACUAGAAGUACAGUUUAGUCAUGGACUCUGUAUACAUACUGUAUGCCAGCAUAUAGAGAAGGAUAACCUACAACUUCAUGGAUAAUACUGCUCCACUUGUCGGAACAGUUGGGAAUGCUUUUGUGAAAGGCAGGUGAACUCUGCUCUCCCAGGGAGAUUACAGCAGGACAUGCUUCCAGUCACUAAACAGCUUGUCUUUACUUGCAGCGUCAUGUGAUCUUGCUCGCACAGAGGAGGCUGAACUGUACUACUGACAACAUACAGUCAGUAGUAGACUCUAUUUGAUAUUAUGAAAGUCUACUAUGUAGAACCUGUUUGUGCCUCACUAAACAAGAAUACAGGAUAGUGUUGUUGUAAAUGGUGCCCUCCUGGAGAAGGUAAAAGGAGCUCGGGAGAUUUGUCCAUACAAAGGCCUUUUGUUCCCAGCCAGCGGUAGAGGUAGAAAAGGAGCAGCUUGGAUAACUGGAGGUGGGGACAUUUGUGACAUUUUCAAUGGACAUUUUGCCAGAGCUACUACCUGUUUUGGUUUGCCUCUCUUUGGUCUCAGUGUGACACGCAAAAAUGGACAGUGUGGGUAAUAACUCAGAUGGACCGGGGAGGCAGCCCACUAGUUCCCUCCUGAAUGUCUUCAGCAGUUUCUUUGGCCGUGAUACACCUGCCCCUUCAGACGCAGAGUCGGCUGUGCUGACAUCUUUCAAGGAGCUGUCGGAUGAGGAGAAUCCUCUUCCUGAAGGCUGUCAAACCACUAACCGUGAGAACAAGCUCCAAGGGAGGGACGGUAUUCAUCAGAAUAAUGUGACUGCUUCCUGUGAUACAGGGCAGAGGGCUGAAUCACUGGAAACCUGCAAGGACCAAGUUAAAACAACAACCUUGAUUGAUCUAGAUCUGGUCCAGGUCACGAGGGUGGAAACGUAUAGUGACAAUGAGGAAAAUGAGGAUGAGAAGGCGGCCAACAGCAGCACUAGUCUGUUGGAGAAGCUUGCCAGGAACAGGGAGCCUUCCCUACCUGAGGAGGGUAAUAAUACAGUGGAGCAUGGUGAUGGAGAUGAGCUAAAAGAUGCCAAUGAGGCAGAAGCAGAGUACCAAGUGCCUGUGUUUAGAACUCACAAACUUGAGGAGAGAUCACUAGCUAAUCUAUAUUCAGACAGGUUUGUCAACAGAACUAACUCGAGGCCAGUUCUGGUCUCUUCAGUUUCCAAACAGGCAGAUGGCUUCAGUCCCAAGCAGCGCACCACCACCAUGUCUAUGGAUGUAGAAACUUCUGGUGUGGGAGAGAAUGGUAGAGACGAUGUGGGAAACAAUGAGAGUGAAGAGUUUGCCAGCAUAGAUUGUUCUCUGCCUGUUCCUUCUAUCAUCUCCGGACAUCUGGCUUUGGAGGCCUCAGCUCAAAAUGCUGCAACAGCCUCUCCUUUAAAGCAGGAUUUAGAUAGAACACAGAAGGAGGAGACACAUGAGCAAAGGGCUGAGGAUGGGACUGAGGAACCUCACUCCAGCCAGGUGUCCUCCUCUGUUCCCUCCAGCCCUGAGGCUCCCAAAGUUUCAGUCCAAUCAUUCUCCAGUCCAGAGGAGCCGUCAAACUCUGCUUUUAUCACAACUCACCCUACAGGGUUUAAAAAAAACAUGUCACGGUCAUCUGCAACUGAAGAGUCCCCAGGUGAUAUCCAGCCAAGUACCAGCCCUGCUAAACAGCGCAUAACCGCUCCAAAGACAUCAGAAACAAACACGCCACCUCCAGCUUCAUCCAAUGCACCCUCCUCUACCUCAUCCCCAUCCAGGGGCACGGUGCUCUCUUCGCCCCCUUCCUUCCAGAUGCCAGCUCUCUUCAGUGGGUUGCGGGUGCUGAAGAAAGGAGCGGUGGGGGAAGACAGGGAGACAGUGUCAGAGAUCAAACAGAGUGAGAAGGAUGCUGACCUGGCUCUGCUCAGCCUGAAGAAGACGGUAAAUAAAGCCAAGCUCUUCCCUGAGCAGAAGACAGUCACUCCAGUCAAAAAACAUGCAGAGCCUAAACCUGUUACAGAAACAAAAAGCACUGUAAUGGGACACUUGAGUCAGCUGCUCAAUGUAGACAACCACGAUGAGACCAAAAAGGCAGAUGCUGGGCAGGAUACUCAUCCUGAAAACAGCAGAAAAGAAUCUGAUAAUGGAGAAGAGGGUGCAGGAGCGAAAAUUCCAGGCCCAGAAACCCCCACAUCCCCACCGGAGAAAAAGAACAGAUCAGACUUGGCCUAUGAAACCUUCAAGAGCUUCUUCGGCCCCAAAACUAUCAAAAAGGAAAAAACAGAAGAUGUGGACCUGGAGGCCGUGAAAAAGAGAAUCAAGAAUGACAAGGAAAGCCUAAGGUCUAUUUUUGAGAGAACUUCCAAAUCCCCUGGCAAGGAACUCAACAGUCCCACAGAGGCUAAUACGGAGGUCACAUCUCCUACAGACAGUGAGGACCGGACCCCAGGGCGUCUUCAGGCUGUGUGGCCCCCACCCAAACCUAAAGAUGAGGAAGAGAAGGUGGGGCUCAAAUACACCGAGGCAGAGCACCAGGCUGCCCUCUUGCAGCUGAAGAGAGAGUGCAAGGAAGAUCUGGAGAGGAUGCAUUCUGACUUUGAGCUUCAAAUCUUCCAACUGCGAGGUGAGCAUGCUGUCUCAAUAGCACAUCUGGAAGGAGUCAUUGCUAAGAUGCAAAGAGACAAUGGGUAUAAUACAAGUCAGGACCGGGGUGAGGUCCGCGAUGCUGCUGUGUCCACUGCAGAUGACCUGACACCCAAGACCUACCGCACUGUGAGCAUCCAGACGGACAGGGAGACCUUCAUCAAGAGCCCUGAGGGUGACAGUGGCAGCCUUGUUCAAAGCCCCAACCAGAAUGUGCCGAAAAGACUCAACUUGGACUCUAUUGGACUAAAUCUAAAAGCUGAAACGGCCCCAGGCGCUUCUGGACCGCCCCCACCCCCGCCUCCGCCUCCCCCUCCCCCUCUCCCACCGGGCCUCUCGGGCCCUCCCCCCCCACCCCCACCUCCUCCUUUGCUAGGCAACACUGGAGCACCGCCCCCUCCGCCACCUCCACUCCCUGGAGGUCGUCCGCCGCCCCCACCACCUCCCCCUCCCCCGCCUGGCCUACCUGGAGCUGGUCCACCUCCUCCUCCCCCUCCUCCAGGCUGUGGCCCGCCACCUCCUCCCCCUAUGGGCUUCAGUUUCGACCAGAAGGUGGAGAAGGCCCCACGGAAACUUGCCGUUGAGCCAGCAUGUCCCAUGAAGCCUCUAUACUGGACCAGGAUACAGAUACAGGACAAUAACAACAACACACUCUGGGGUUCUCUGGAGGAACCAAACAUCGUCGACGCCAAUGAGUUUGAGGAUCUUUUCUCCAAGGCCACGCUGCAGCCAGUGAAGAAGCCCCUGUCGGACACCUAUGAGAAGAAAGCCAAAACUAAGAAGAUUAUCAAGCUGCUGGAUGGGAAACGUUCACAAGCAGUCGGCAUCCUCAUAUCGAGCCUGCAUCUGGAGAUGAAGGACAUUAAGCAAGCUGUUCUGACUGUGGACAACUCUGUGGUGGAUUUGGAGACCAUUGAGGCUUUAUAUGAAAAUAGGGCCACCAGUGAUGAGAUGGUCAAGAUAACGAGGCAUUAUGAGAAUUCUAAAGAAGAUGAAGUCAAACUGCUGGAUAAACCUGAGCAGUUUCUCUAUGAGCUCUCUCAGAUUCCCGACUUUGCGGGCCGAGCCCACUGUAUCAUCUUCCAGUCAGUAUUUCUCGAUACCAUCUCCUCCAUCCGUCGCAAGGUGGAGAUCAUCUCGAAUGUCAGCAAAGAGCUGUUGGAGUGUAAUAGCUUGCGGGAUGUAUUAGGUCUUGUUCUGGCCUUUGGGAACUAUAUGAACGGAGGGAACAGGACAAGAGGUCAAGCUGAUGGCUUUGGACUGGAGAUCCUCCCCAAACUAAAGGACGUCAAGAGCAGGGACAAUCGUAUGAACCUGGUGGAUUAUGUUGUUUUGUACUACCUGCGUAAUUUUGACAAAUUCAAGCAUGCCGGCACAGAAAAGAGUGUGUUCCCUAUGCCGGAGCCCCAGGAUUUCUUCCAGGCUGGUCAGGUUAAGUUUGAAGACCUCACCAAGGACAUCAGAAAGCUGAAUAAAGAUCUGACUGCUUGUGAGAAGAGCGUGCAGAAGGUGUGUGCUAACUCGUCAGAGGAAAACCUCCAGCCCUUCAAGGAGAAGAUGGAAGGAUUCAUCUCUGCCGCUCAAAAGCAGCAUUCAGCUGAAGAGGACCGACUCAGUGCAGCGCAGAGAAGUUUCCAGGACAUGGUGAGCUACUUUGGGGUGAAGCCAAAGUCCGGGGAGAAAGAUGUGGCCCCGAGUUACGUUUUUAUGUUUUGGUACGAGUUUUGCAACGACUUCAAGAACUCCUGGAUACGACAAAACAAGAACAUUUCCAAGGAGAGGUUAAAGGAAGCUCAAGAAAACAUCAAGAAGAUCACAGCAGAGAAGAGAGUUGAAACCAAGAAGAUCAAUGCCAACAGUCUGAAAGAGAGGCUGCGGCAGAAGGAAGCCAGCGUGUCUUCCAGCUGAGUGAAAGGACUAGUGACAUAGCAGCAGAGAAAUAACGAGGUUGGUGUAGAUCGCAGAUCACAAAGUGUGCCGGCCUUAUUUCUCUUGCAUUUCGAUUCGGACUGCCCUCUGUGCACCAUACAGACUCACAAUAAAACCUCGCCGGACACGUACUACUCUAACCCUAACCUCCACCACCCUGUAUACAUAUGAGCUGGGCCUGCAGCAAGGAUGCAUUGCUGACACAGCCGAAGUGAUGGGAGUCUUCAAGUCAAAAGGUUGAUCUCAUUCAUCCAGCAGGGCAUGACCUCUUGAGUGCCCAGCUUGUGAAAGGUCUCAAGGGGUCAGUGGGAUUCACAACAGCUGACACAUCCAAGAGUUUCAUUCUGGGUCUACAAGAGCUGAGAAACUAUUUCUUUCUCAACUGUAGAUGUUAGACAUCAGAGUGAUAAUGCUCCUAUAUACUCAAAGUGUUAAGACGUUGUGGCCUGAAGAGGAAAAUCCCUGUUGACAAAACAUCUCUCUUUCUGGAAGUGGUAAAAAAAAAAGCAGUUGCUAGUGUUCCUUGCUGUAGCGAAAAAGCUUUUCAUUCACCAUGGCUCAUUAAAAGUCUUGUAAAUAUGUCAUGUUGUAGAAUCGUCAGGGACCGUGCAGCUUUGAGGAGUAUGAUAAAUUAUCUGCGCUGGGCUUCACAUGCAGAUUAAGACAUGUUGCGUAUAUAAUGUGUGUGCACACAAAUGGGUAUGUAGAGGUUUCACUGUAUUGUGUGGCACUGCCCCAGACGGGCCCCCCCGCGCACACACACACACACACACACACACACACACACACACCCACACACACACACACACACACACACAAAUGUACUUAAAAACAUAAGAAGAACACAAGUUUUGGCCGUGCAACCACUCUCACCCAAGAUAUUAAAUACACAUUACGAAAAAUUGCUAAUCCUUCUUUGAGUGCUGUGCAUCACCUUGUGUCCAGCACACCUUUUAAGCACUUUACUGCUUGCAGUAGCUGUAUGUCGUAGCUCGGCUCACCAUAAGCCACACUCCCCUGUUAAUGCUAACUGCGUGGAUUUUUUUUUUUUAUAGGAUGUGCACUUUUUUUGCACCCCUUUUUCUAUGCAAGGGUAUGUUCCACUUAGACGAUUCAUGAAUUGUAUUGCUUCAUGAUGAAAUCCUAAUAGAUACUUUUCUCUAAAAAGUCUAUUAAAGUGUAUGUUUUCUUUUUGCAAAUGUAAGAGGUAACCAAGCUCCUGUCUCCUUCAAGAAAAGUCUAUUUAUGUAAGGAAAGAUUUAUUUUCUGCCAAAAAGCAUCAGCUUUGUUCCCUUUUGAGGCUGUAUUUUUAUGAGUUGUAAUUGAUGGAGAAGCUUCCAAAUAGGUCAGUCAGAUGAAAGAUAUAUUUUCACAUGGAUAUUACUUUUCUGUUGUGCCCACUAAUUCAGUGUAUGCGAUGAUAUGAUAUGUGGUGUUUAAGUAAUUUGCAUAGAAUGAUGAUGGCCUUUUCUGUUCAGUUUUGGAGAGAUGAGGGUUGUAUUUUAGGUAUUGAGAAUAUUUUAGCAUAUCAUCUGAAGCCAUGUGAGUUAUUAUAACUCAGACAGACUUCCAUUAUCAGAGUAUCCAUAAAACUGCACCUUGAAUUACAUUUUUUUACCCUCUAAAGUUUUUCACCUGUGCCAUUUAUUUUGUAAAAAAGAAAAUCUAGAUAUUUCAUAAACUGCUAUGUUUUAAUGUUUUACUUUAGAGGGUUUAAAAAGCAAAAAAGAGCUGAUACCGACCAAGAAACUGCUGUGGUCGGUAUGUGUGUAUGUAUGUAUGUAUGUCGGGUUGAUAUAACCUUAGCUCUAAUAUAGGUGCUCUGUAAUUUUAUGGAAUUGUUUUAAAUUUCAAGAUUAAACUACUGGAUGCUGAACAAACUGGA
Molecule: messenger RNA, 6691 nt
Organism: Sander lucioperca (pikeperch)
Lineage: Eukaryota; Metazoa; Chordata; Actinopteri; Perciformes; Percidae
Product: formin-like
Exons: 17
Coding region: 799-4785 (1328 amino acids)
Biological process (GO): actin nucleation
Cellular component (GO): nucleus; endoplasmic reticulum membrane; cytoplasm
Molecular function (GO): microtubule binding
Source: RefSeq, a predicted model, not a curated record